CCGGCCACGUCAGGGACAGUGACAGGUGGCGCCACCGCGGCCACGUGCGGCCGGCAGCGCAAACCGACCCGAACUCGGACGCCGUUCGCCGGCGCUGGUCAGCUGUGCGCCCCUCGGCAGCAGCCAUGCAGCUGGUGAGGUGCUCGCGCGCCCUGCUGAACUCCAGCACCCAUCGGCUGCUGGCCCGGCGCGGCCUACGCGCCUCCUGCCUGCGCGCCGCCAGCGGCACGCCUCUGCCGGAAAAUGUCGACACCUGCAUCAUCGGGGGAGGCGUGGCCGGCUGCAGCAUCGCCUACCACCUGGCUAAGCAGGGCCAGAAGGACGUGCUGUUGCUGGAGAAGACCGAGCUGACGGCCGGCUCCACAUGGCACGCCGCCGGCCUCAUCACGUUCUUCCAUCCCGGCAUCAACGUUAAACACCUCCACUACUACAGCAUGAACCUGUACAGCCAGAUUGAGCAGGAGACGGGCCAGCAGGUGGGAUUUCACCGGUGUGGUAGUCUACGUCUGGCGCACGACGAGGAGCGCAUGGACGAGCUCAGGUUCCAGAUGAGCCGCUCGGGUCACCUGAAGAACCCACAGAAGAUCGCCAAUCCCGACGAAGUCUACGACCUCUGUCCCAUACUCAACAUGGAAGGCAUCAAGGGAGGCCUGUACAGCCCGUACGACGGCCACAUCGACCCGUACUCGCUGACCCAGGCGCUGGCGGCCGGCGCCCGCCUCUACGGCGCCACCGUGCGCCCCCACUCCGAGGUCACGGCCCUCCGGCUGCUCGAGGACGGCCGCUGGGAGGUCACGCUACCCCAGGGCACACUGCGUGCCCAGCGGCUGGUGAACGCCGCAGGGUUCUGGGCCAAGGAGGUCGGGAAGAUGGCCGGCGAGGACCUCCCACUGGUGCCCAUCCACCACCAGUACGUGGUGACGUCCUCCAUACCAGAGGUCAAGGCGCUGAAGCGUGAGUUUCCGGUGCUGCGCCACCUGGAGGGCUCCUACUAUGUCCGUCAGGAGCGGGACGGCCUUCUGAUCGGGCCCUAUGAACACCCGGACCGCAUGAGUCUCUCCGAGGACUGGGUCCUGAGGGGCGUCCGGCCAGGGUUCGGUCGCGAACUGUUCCCGCCGGAUCUGGACCGCAUUGAGCCCAACCUAGAAAUGGCCAUGGAGCUGCUGCCCUGUUUUGCUGAGGCGAGCAUCCAGAGCGUAGUGAACGGACCCAUCACCUACUCGCCGGACGUGCUGCCCAUGGUGGGCCCCACACUGCUACCCAACAUGUGGGCCGCCGUCGGCUUCGGGUACGGUAUCGUGCACGGCGGCGGAGUGGGCAAGUUCCUGGCCGACUGGAUACAGCAGGGCGAGCCGCCGUAUGACCUGAUCGAGGUGGACCCAUGCCGCUACGGGCCCUGGACCACCGACAGCUACAGCCUGGCCAAGUGUCGCGAGAGCUACGGCAUGAACACAGCGUUGGGCCUGCCGCGUGAGGAGCGCUGGGCAGGUCGGCCCACCAGCCGGGUCAGCGGGGCUCACGCGCAGCUGGUGGCGCGCGGCGCCUCCAUGGAGCAGCACACCGGGUGGGAGCAGCCGGCGUGGUUUGCCGAGCCCGGCACCGAGCCCGAGUACAGGCCCAGCUUCCAGCGCACCAACUGGCACGAGCGGGUCGGCGACGAGUGCCGCACCGUCAUGGAGCGGGUCGGCGUCAUCGACAUCACGCCCUUCGCCAAGUUCUACCUCUCGGGUCCGGACGCCCGUGCACUUCUGGAGUACGCCACGGCGAACACGAUACCCGCCACCUGGAGGACCUGCAUCACGCACUGCUUGACCCCCGGCGGCAAGGUCAUGGCCGAGCUGACCCUGACCUCCCUCCCCGAUGAGAGGUUCCUCAUCAUCACCGGCACGGGCAGCGAGUUCCAUGACCUCAGGUGGCUGAACGAACUGGUGCGACAAAAGAACUUCAACGUCUCGUUUGAGAACGCAACCGAGGCCACUGGUGUCCUCAGCAUUGCUGGGCCAAAGAGCUGGGACCUUCUGAAGAAGCUCACAGAUCACGACGUCUCCAAAUUUCCCUUCCUUAGCGUCAAAGAGAUCGAGCUGGCGGGGGUGAAGAGCCUGGCCAUGCGGAUCUCGUACACGGGCGAGCUGGGAUGGGAGCUCUACCACCCACGCGAGCAGACCGGCCGCCUGUACGAAGCCAUACUGAAGGCCGGCAAGGAGUUCGGCAUCGGUGACUUCGGCACUCACGCGCUGGGAGUGAUGCGCAUCGAGAAGGGCUUCCGCGGAUGGGGCUCUGAGAUGAACUGCGACGUCGGCCCGCACGAGGCCGGGCUGGGCAUGUUUAUACGGUCGGAUAAGGAGUAUGUGGGCAAGGCGGCGGCGGAGCGGAGUCGCCGGAUGGGCCUGCAGAAGAUGGUGGUGCACCUCAGCAUCGACAGUGAUAACGUCGACCCAAUAGGCGACGAGACCGUGUACCUGUACGACAAGGUGGUCGGCAACACGACCUCCGGCUGCUACAGCCACAACACCGGCCAGACUCUGGCCAUGGCGUACGUGCCGCCGUACCUGGCCGUCGCCGGCACCGAGGUGCAGGUGGCGCUGCUGGGCGAGCGGCGGCCCGCCGUGGUGCUGCCUGGUCCUCCGCUGCUGACUCAGCCGGCCAGAGACGCGCUGAAGCGCAAGGCCACCAAGGCCAAGGCCAAGUAGAGACGGAGCCAGCCACGCGGGGAUUUUUCUACUCACUGUGGUGCAAUGGAUAUGCACUACACAAGCUCAUUGUGUAAUUUUGUGUGAUGCCUUGGUGGGAUUUGUACUGUGCAAUACGAAGUGUCGGGAAUAUAUGAGGGCCUGGUUCGACA
This is a messenger RNA of Pollicipes pollicipes, 2842 nucleotides long. RefSeq names its product dimethylglycine dehydrogenase, mitochondrial. Gene Ontology annotation, cellular component: mitochondrion. The coding region runs from base 126 to 2690 and encodes 854 amino acids. The transcript is spliced from 18 exons. The record is from RefSeq and is a predicted model, not a curated record. NCBI's taxonomy places the organism in Eukaryota, Metazoa, Arthropoda, Thecostraca, Pollicipedomorpha, Pollicipedidae. Gene Ontology annotation, molecular function: protein binding.